CGCGGCUUUUUUCGUUUAGUGCCUAAGUGUAUGCACACUUGAUCAAGGUUUUAUAGUGUUUUAAACCUGUUGGUAGACAUGACAGAUGUCAGAGCGUUGAGUGUUUUUCAAGAGCGGGUGAAAUCUUUGUUCGGCUCAUUUCUUGAUGUCCUGCUGGUUGAAAUUACAGAAGCGUAUAGAGAGAGUUUCGCAGACAGCAUGUGCCUAAACCACUGUCACAUUGCUUACCAUGGUGAACAAUGUGCCAGUAAUCGGCUUGAGAGCAAUGACAAUAAGCAGGACAGUGAAGUCAGAGUGGAAUCUGAAGAGUCCCAACUAUUAAUGAGCUUUCAAUGUAGUGACACAGUCACUCCAUUGCAGUUGACGCACAGGGAAUCUGAACAACCAGAAGUAGAACCAAACCAGUCCAACACCCUGAAAAUUCUCAAUCCGUAUCCAGUGCAGGUGUCAUCUCCUAUAUUAACAGCACAGAUAAAACAGGAUGACAUACAGAUAGCCAUUGUAGAAGAUAUGAUGAUACAAACUACAGAAUCCAUAAAUGACAAUGAAAUGCAGACAUUUCUGGAGAUUCCCAACAUACCCAUCGGAAAGCCUGAAGAAGGGCCGCCAACUGUUGAUCAUCAGCCAGAAACAUCGGGCAAGACUGAACCAGAGCCCGAACAAGUCAUUAAACGUGAAAAUGAAGAUGUCGCUGUGACGACUGAAGAAGAAGAACUAGAAACUGGAUGUCGAGAGGAGACGCAGGUGUGCCAGAUCUCAGGUGAAAAUACUCAAGCUCAGCUGAAGCCUGAAGAUGGUGAGCUUCAUGAACCAGUAGAGUUAGACCAGAGCACCUCUUUUCAACGAGAGGAUGCCUGUCUUCACUGGAAUCAGUCUUCUUUUGGGGUUUAUUUUGGCACUGUACGAAGCCAGAUACCUCAGAGCCAUCUUGUAAAAAUGGAGUCACAGGAAAGGCUUGAACCUUUGCAGAAGCUGGACAACUGUCAACUGUCCAAUCGCUCUUCGACGCCUCAACACAGGGGGUGUUUAAGACCUUGCUUUGUACAACUCCAGAAGGCUGAAAUACUCCAAAGAUCCAUCAGCCAGUCUAGACAACUGCAUGUUUGCAGUAUCUGUAACAAAUUCUUUAUCUACAAGAGAACCCUAAGAAGGCACAAACGCUUCCACACCGGCGAGAAACCCUACAGCUGCUCGCUCUGUUCCAAGACCUUCAUCCUACGCAAAACCCUCCGUCAGCACAAGAAACUACAUUUAAGGAGACCGUACAGCUGCACUCAAUGUGGCAAGAGGUUCAAACACUGGAGAAAGCUACGCAUCCAUUGGCGUUCUCAUGCCGGAGAGAGUCCGUUCAAGUGUAGCCUUUGUGGGAAAUGCUGCAAGACUCUAAAGAGCCUUGACCGGCACCUGGCUUAUGUCGACCACACCUGA
This is a messenger RNA of Rhinichthys klamathensis goyatoka, 1428 nucleotides long. Its product is annotated as zinc finger and SCAN domain-containing protein 31-like. The record is from RefSeq and is a predicted model, not a curated record. Lineage: Eukaryota; Metazoa; Chordata; Actinopteri; Cypriniformes; Leuciscidae. The transcript is spliced from 4 exons. Bases 79 to 1428 code for a protein of 449 amino acids.